Messenger RNA from Xenopus tropicalis (tropical clawed frog), 2369 nucleotides. RefSeq names its product urotensin-2 receptor-like 3 (gene uts2rl3). Gene Ontology annotation, cellular component: plasma membrane; membrane. The record is from RefSeq and is a predicted model, not a curated record. Gene Ontology annotation, molecular function: urotensin II receptor activity; G protein-coupled receptor activity. Lineage: Eukaryota; Metazoa; Chordata; Amphibia; Anura; Pipidae. The coding region runs from base 650 to 1774 and encodes 374 amino acids. The transcript has 3 exons. Gene Ontology annotation, biological process: blood vessel diameter maintenance; regulation of blood pressure; signal transduction.
UAACAGCCUUAGGGGAGUAUAGACAAGGACGAGUUAUUAGUGAGCGGCAAUUGGAAGAGAGCUCUGGCAUACCAAUAUUAGCAGGGUGCAUGGAAUGUUAACAUAUGAGAAUUCACAUACAAGCCACAAAAAGACAGACAGGAAAACCUGACAGAUGAUCCUCAUACGUUUGCACAGUGGCACAGAAGCUGGUUGGGAGUCUGAGAGACACAGGGAUGGGGUUUGGAAGCAAAUCCUCAUCAAUGUCAUUUUUAGCCUAUAUGGUUCCACUGGAAUGACUAGCCUGCAUUUCCCAGCAUCAUGCUAAAACCAGGAGACCAAAGGGGAUGUGAGAUUUUCUUUUUUUAUUAACCUGUCUGGCUCGGACGGGGCUCAUUUUUUUUUCUUGGAGGUGGGAUUUUAAGAAAAUGAUCACAGCAUUCUGUCUUCCCCCUAAUUUCACUGGCGGUGCAACGUGGGCACUUCCCAAGGCUGUAUAUUGGCACAUUGACAUAUGCGCCGGGCACUUCCCUGAGCAGCGCUUUUAUGAGUUAAUAUGUUAUGACUGAUGAGCGCGACUCCAUACAACACCAUCUGACUAAACUCGUCUCUCAAGCCUUUCAUCGUAUGAAGAACCUUUGCCCCACGCAUUGCUAUUUGGCAUAACAACAUGGAAAUAUUACACGAGUCUUAUUUGGAGCAUCACUCUAGAAAUGUUUCCAAUGAUUCCAUCCCAGGAACUGUGUCAGAUGUCUCUGUGGACAACCUAGUUGCGACAUCGGCCAUUGGCAUCCUCUUAUCCUUAAUGUGCAUUGGUGGUGUCAUAGGCAAUUUUUAUACAUUAGUGGUCAUGUGCCUCUCCAUGACGACAUUUACCUCCAUGUACAUACAUAUUGUUAAUUUAGCACUGGCUGACCUACUGUAUCUAUCGACCAUCCCAUUUAUUGUCCAUAACAGCUUUGUGAAAGACUGGUACUUUGGAGAAAUUGGAUGCAGGGUGCUCCUCAGCUUGGAUCUUCUGACCAUGCACGCCAGCAUUUUCAUAUUAACCGUGAUGAGUACAGAGAGAUACAUUGCAGUGGCCAAACCUUUUGACACGGUUAGAAGAUCCAGAGGCUACAGGAAAAGCCUCGCCUGUGCAAUAUGGCUUCUCUCCUUUCUUUUGACACUUCCCAUGAUGCUUAUGAUACAUCAAGAAGAAAGGACUUUGGAGUCUGGGAACAUUAGGAAGCUAUGUACACCAAUAUGGAGUGACGAUCAGUAUAAGGUUUAUCUUACAGUGUUGUUUACUACCAGCAUUCUUGCCCCUGGGGUCAUUAUUGGCUACUUGUACACAAAGCUAGCUAGGGCCUAUUGGAUCUCCCAAACCAAAAGCCUCCUUAAUAAGGAAGUACAGAGAUCCCCCAAGCAAAGAGUCAUACUAAUGAUAUUUGUUAUUGUGCUUGCGUUUUGGGCUUGCUUUUUACCCUUCUGGCUGUGGCAGCUGUUGCCCCUUUACAGCCAUGAUGUUCUAAGAAUCUCCGUUCAAACAGAGAUUUAUAUCAAUCAUCUUGUGACUUGCCUGACCUACGGCAACAGUUGCAUCAACCCUUUCCUCUACACCUUACUCACCAGAAACUACAAGGAGUAUCUCCGAAAUAGGCAGAGGGGUGCACUUGGAUCUCUAAGUUUGAAGAGUGGGAUAGCGUCUCCGGGGAAGCAAGCAAAGAGGACAGCAUCUGGUGGGAGCCAGCAGUGCACAGAGACCAUUACAAUGAGCAAUGCAAAAGGUGCCUGUGAUUCGCUCAAGCUGUAAAAAUAAAGCAAGCAGCAAUAACGUAUGUGGACAUUGGAACCCAACUUCAACUCUUGUGAUCCCAAGAUACUGGGAAUUCUGGCAAUUGGCUUCACUCCCGCAGCGCCAUUGGUUGGCACGUGUCUAUUAGCAAAGAGCACAGAACCCUCUAGGACUCAGUCUGCAGGAUUUCAUUGGAUAAUAUGGAUCCUUCCACUACCUACAUUCAAGUGGGACAAGAGAAAUAUAAACUGCUGGGACUAAAACUGCUUCUCAGAUCACGUAGGCUGCCAUUUUUAUUUUCUGCAAUGUCUGAAUAAGUUCUGCAUCGUGUUGACUUUCCUUAAAGGAUAAGUAAGGAGUAUUUUUUUUUUAAAUACCCUAAAAUUACUCUAUACAGCCCCCAGAAUAAAAUACUUUCUCUCUGCAUGCAGAUUUAUUUUGUCUAACGUAAAGUUCCCUCCCCUUUUGCUUUCUGAUCACUCCUUCCUUCUUCCACCUCCUUCUGAGACCUUAAAGAGGUUCCUACUGCACAUACCUGAUUCAUUUUAAUUGGAGCAGAGGCAGUGAGUGUGAGCAGUAUGCACCUCUUUGAGGUCAUCAUAGUCAGAGAGAG